AUGUGGAGAAACAUUAUCGCCCAGGCAUCAUAUCAGGUUGGCAUUUUAGUAAGCAUUCAAUGCAACGGAGCAGCUAUCCUGGGCACCAAUCUGGAGGUGGCUAAAUCCUUGGUGUUCAACAGUUAUGUUCUCUGUCAAGUUUUCAAUCUAUUCAAUUGCAGAAAGCUGGAGAAGAAGAACGUGUUCAAAGGCAUCCAUCGGAACUGCUGGUUUUGUGUUGCUGUGGGAGCUAUUUUGGUGUUUCAGGCCGUGUUUAUUGAGAUUGAACACAUCGUUGGUGGCAGUGAGAGGUUGAAUGGCGGGCAGUGGGGCAUAUGCUUUCUCAUUGGGAUGGCUUCAUGGGUCAUAGAUUGGGCUACCAAGUGGGCAUCAGGUUUCAUCACAGACUAG
Molecule: messenger RNA, 390 nt
Organism: Vitis riparia (riverbank grape)
Lineage: Eukaryota; Viridiplantae; Streptophyta; Magnoliopsida; Vitales; Vitaceae
Product: putative calcium-transporting ATPase 13, plasma membrane-type
Exons: 1
Coding region: 1-390 (129 amino acids)
Cellular component (GO): intracellular membrane-bounded organelle
Molecular function (GO): P-type calcium transporter activity
Source: RefSeq, a predicted model, not a curated record